This is a messenger RNA of Pristis pectinata (smalltooth sawfish), 5129 nucleotides long. It is a transcript of the gene bbs1, whose product is annotated as Bardet-Biedl syndrome 1. Gene Ontology annotation, biological process: protein localization to cilium; non-motile cilium assembly. Gene Ontology annotation, molecular function: smoothened binding; patched binding. Lineage: Eukaryota; Metazoa; Chordata; Chondrichthyes; Rhinopristiformes; Pristidae. The record is from RefSeq and is a predicted model, not a curated record. The transcript has 17 exons. Gene Ontology annotation, cellular component: BBSome; centrosome; axoneme. The coding region runs from base 207 to 1958 and encodes 583 amino acids.
CGCUCAACUCCUCCUCCUCCUCCUCCCUCACCCCGUCACCCCCUCCUCCUCCCUCUUCUCCCUCACUCCCCCCCACCGAACCGUGAAUCCAGGGCGGUCCAUGGACGGAACCUCUGUCCGGGGGCGCGGGGGGACGGGUGUCGGAGAGGGACCGGAAGUCGGUUGCCGUGGAGACGAGGCCUACACAGAGCGCGGAGGCGCGGAUCAUGGCCGAGGGCGGAGAGAACGAAGCCCAUGCAAAAUGGUUGGAUGCUCAUUAUGAUCCUGUGGCGAAUCUCUUCACCUUCUCCUCCUGUGUGGCUCUGGCAGAUCUGCAAGGAGACGGUGAGAAUAAGCUGGUUGUUGGAGACCUGGGCACGGGUCUGUACAACAUGAAGCUGAAGGUGUACAAAGGAACCAGCAUGGUCUCAGAGCACACACUGAUAGACCUGCCAACUGGAGUCCUCGCCUUCCUCAUGGACACCAAUGAGCCCAGGACUCCUGCUGUAGCAGUUGCCUCGGGACCCUACAUCUACAUCUACAAGAAUCUCCGGCCCUACUUCAAGUUUACCCUCCCCCCUCUGGAGGUCAACUCAGUGGAACAGGACGUGUGGAACCAGGUCAAGGAGGACAAAAUCGACCCCCUAACACUCAAAGAGAUGCUGGAGAGCCUCCGGGACAAGGGAGAUGUUCCCCUGUCUGUGAGAUCCCUGAGGUACCUGAUGUUAGAGCCUCACGAGAUGGAGCCCUUUGUCAAUCUCCACAAACUGCAGCCCAUCAAACGGCAGACUGUGAUCGCAUGCAUGGCCACACUGAACAAGAACAUGGUGGACGAGGAUGCCGUGAGCUGCCUGGUUAUCGGCACGGAGAACAUGGAGAUCUGCAUCCUGGACCCUGAGGCAUUCACCAUCCAGGCCAAGGUGAAUCUCCCAAGUGUGCCAGUGUUCCUGGAUGUCAGUGGCCAGUUUGAUGUGGAGUUCAGGAUCAUUGUAGCCUGUCGGAAUGGAAAUAUCUACGUCAUCCGCAGGGAUUUGAAGCGACCCAGGCACUGCAUCGAGCUGAACUGCCAACCUGUGGGGCUGGUGCGAGUUAAUAAGAACAUCGUCGUUGGCUGUGGGAAGGAGACACUGCACUCGUACACUCAGAAGGGCAAGAAGCUUUGGACUGUGUACCUGCCCGCUCCCAUCAUGACGAUGGGUCUGAUGGAUCACAAAUCCAGAGGGCUCCAGGCAGUUCUGGUGGCCCUAGGCAACUCAGAAAUACAUCUGUACCGGGACAAGAACCUCAUCAAUGUUACCAAAACUCAGGAUGUGGUGACCAGUCUGUGUUUCGGCAAGUAUGGGCGGGAAGAUGGCACUCUCAUCAUGACCACCAAAGGUGGAGGUUUGAUCAUUAAGAUCCUGAAGAGAACGGCGAUCUUCGAGGGCAAGGACACGAGUCCAGGGCCCCCCUUGGCCCAGAGCAUUAAGCUCAACGUGCCAAAGAAGACCAAGCUGUAUGUGGAUCAGACACUGCGGGAGCGGGAGAAUGCUGUGGCCAUGCACCGGACCUUCCAAACGGACCUGUGCCGACUGCGGCUGUCAGCGGCGCGAGCGUACGCCAAGGCCCUCGAGACGAGCUUGGCACCGGUCUCGGCUGACCUGGCCCAACCGCUGAAGCUCAAUGCCACAGUCCAAGGCAUUGGCCCCUCGUUCAAGCUGACCCUGAACGUGCAGAACAUGUCAGCCACCCGCCCGGUUAUCGACCUCCUCAUCAGCUUCCUGUACGACGAGAGCCUGUACUCCAUCAAGAGGAGCUUCUUCAAGGUCCCGAUGCUGGUGCCAGGUCUGAUUUAUCCCAUCGAAACCUUUGUGCAGUGUCUGAGUGACAGAGGGAUUUCUGACACCAUCAAGGUGUUCGUGCUGCGGGUGGGGACCUGCUCCCCCCUGCUGACCGCCCACGUCAACAUGCCCGUCAGCGAGGGGCUGGCAGUGGGCUGAACUCCGAGUGGAGCCUCCAGGCUGGAGUGAGGUGGCCAGUCACGGAAUUCCUGUAGCCGCUGCUCCCCAAGGUCAUUCCCCACCACCACCCCCCCCCCCCCCGUCCUUCCCAUCCUCACCCCAGUCCCUCCCACAGCAGGAGGUGGAGGAACUCACGGCCUCUCCCCCCACCUCCGUCCGUGCAGGGUCGCUUCAUUACCACAGAGGGCAGUUUCUGGGAUCUUGCUGUGUGCAGAUUAGCUGCCGGGGGCGGACUUGGGUAAGAGAUUUCACUACUUCUGGCAGCCGCCUACGAAGGAGCUGGAGUAGAGAGGGACUGUCAGGAGGAACUCCAUCGGCAGUCACGGUGAUGUGACUGACCACCGCAACCCUGUCUCGGCAGGAAGAGGAGGAGCUGCUGCUCCUGACUUGGGGAACUGGAGCCUCACAUCCCAUGGACUCAAACGGCAGGGACACAGGCCCUUCAACCCAUCGAGCACCUGUUUGCACCCACUUGCAUUCACUUUUUUUCUCUCCAUCAUCCAUAGAACCAUAGAACACCACAGCACAGAAAACAGGCCAUUCAGCCCUUCUAGUCUGUGCCAAAACUUUAUUCCGCUAGCCCCAUUAACCUGCACUCGGUCCAUAUCCCUCCAGACCUCUCCCGUCCGUGUAUCUAUCCAAUUUAUUCUUAAAACUUAAGAGUGAGCCCGCAUUUACCACGUCAGACGGCAGCCCGUUCCACACUCCCACCGCCCUCUGAGUGAAGAAGUUCCCCCCAAACCUUUCCCCUUUCACCCUAAAGCCAUGUCCUCUCGUACUUAUCUCUCCUAAUCUAGGUGGAAAGAGCCUCCUCGCAUUAACUCUGUCUAUACCCCUCAUCAUUUUGUAAACCUCUAUCGAAUCUCCCCUCGUUCUUCUGCGCUCCAAGGAAUAAAGUCCUAACCUGUUCAAUCCUUCCCUGUAACUCAACCCCUGAAGACCCAGCUAUCAGCCACUGUCUUCCGUCCCCCCCUCCCCUCCCCUCCCCACCUACCUGGUGGACCCUCCCGACAGCUUUCACCGCUCCUCAGUCCACCGAUCAGCUCGGGCUCCCUCCCCACCCUCCUCUUUGUACCGGCCAUCUCCCCUCUCGACCCCAAACAUCGACAAUUCCUCCCCCCCCCCCACACACACACACACACACACAUGUUGUUCGACCCACUGGGUUCAUCCGGCAGAUUGUUCGUUGACCCAUUUACACCCUCCCACAUUCCCAUCAACUCUCCGCCCACCCUCCCCCCCCCCCCCCCCCCCCCCAACCUACCACUCACCACACACACCGGGGGCAAGUGACAGUGGCCAGUUGACCCACCGAGGGAGGACAGGAGAGACGGCAGACGCUGCAAUCUGGAGCAAAGCAGCAAACUGCUGGAGGGACUCAGCGGGUCGGGCAGCGUCCGUGGAGGGAGAUGAGGCGUCGACUGGCCGUUUCCCGCUGCGGAUGCUGCCUGACCCCUUGUUUCUUUAACCUUUCCCUGGGAUGUGGGAGUUAUUUGUUCAAACUGCUGGAUAGGGCCCUGCGUUCCUGUUCCCCCCAAUUCCCCCCACACCCCCCCCCCCCCCCGGGUUCCUUCACCUAUGGCCUUCCCUCCACCUCCGUCUGCUCCGUCACCCUCCUGCCCCCACCCUUAACCUCAAGCUUCAAGGUAAACUGCUGCAAGAGUUCAGUGAGUCCAGCAACAUCUGGAGUGCAGAUUCCAGCAUCUGGAGUCUCCUGUGUCUGUCUCCACCCCACCAAUUCCUGUAUCUCCCCUCACCCCCACCGAUUCUGUCAUCUGCAGCCUCGUGUGGAUGGGAGGCAAGGGGAGUCCUGGUGGAGGCUCAGUACCAGAGAUCACCAGGUGAUCGACUAAAGAACCAGUGGGUUUAUUUCUCUGCAGCGAGUUGCAGUGUGGCACAGAUUCUGCACUGGGGGUGUGUGUGUGGGAGGGGGUUGGAGUGUUGCACUGAUCAGAAAGACCCUUCAACACGUGAGCAGGGAAUGGCUUCCAGUGUUGGGUGAUUCCCAGAGCUGUCAGAAGUCGAGCCAGCGUGAUUUGUCCUCUUCACCCCCGACUCCCGUGUCAUCAGAAGGCAGCAUCACGUUCGUUGCUUACAGCUGGCCCGUGGUGACUGGGAGAGCGAGCACAGUCAUCCUGCAACCUGUGCAGAUGCAGAAGUGGUCAUGUCCAUCUGGGCAGGAUGUCUCUGAAGUCACACACAUGCUGACACGGCACUGUGAAAGCUGGUGUGCAACUCCUCCCCCCUUCCGAGGUCCAAGGUUGUCGGCGAGUCUCCUCUCUCAUGGGAUUCAGACCCCUUCUGUUUGCUUCAAGUGAGUGUGGGACCCGAGGCAAGUUUCUUUCUAACAGUAGGGCAGAAAUGGGCUCUUCACCCGGCGGCUCCCUGGCGGUGUUCCCACGGCCACUUCUCACCCCAUCACUAACCUCUUCUCUCCCCAGUGUGUUUAUUCACAUCCUCCUUAACAUGUGAAUUAGAAGCACUGUGCUCUGUAUUGGAACCCAGUGUGUUGCAGACUGCACUGUAUUAGAAUCCAGUGUGUGGCAGGCAGACUGCGCUGUGCUUGGUAUUAGAAUCCAGUGUGUUUCAGACUGCACUGUAUUAGAAUCCAGUGUGUGGCAGGCAGACUGCGCUGUGCUUGGUAUUAGAAUCCAGUGUGUUGCAGACUGCACUGUGUUAGAAUCCAGUGUGUAGUAGACAGACUGCACUGUGCUCUGUAUUUGAUUCCAGUGUGUUGCAGACUGCACUGUAUUAGAAUGCAGUGUGUGACAGGCAAACUGCACUGUGCUCUGUAUUUGAUUCCAGUGUACUGUAUUGUGAGAAGGACUUCCUGACAUUGCCUGUGAACGACCGUCUCUAACUUUAAGCUUCUGUCUCCUUUGUUCUGGCCUCUCCUGCUGGUAAAUCAUUUCCAACUCCCUGAAUCCUCUCAACUGGAGCAAAUGCUGGUCUGAUGGACACACAUUAUGAUUAUCUCUAAUAGAAAAUAAGAUGUGCUGGAAACACUCAGCAGGUCAGGCAGCAUCUGUGGAGAGAGAAAUGUUUAGGCUCAAUGACAAUGUUUUAUUUCAGAUUUCGAGCAUCUGCAGUAUUUUGCUUGUGUAUGUUUUAACCGUGUUGCUGUCAGUGGAUUAAAAUCCUGUUUGAUAA